AAAACCGCCGGUAAAGAGCAUUUACAGGUCAUCUACGGUGGACCGGAAGGGGGAGAUUCUGCUUCCCAAAGGAAGAAGUGGGGGCGAGAACUCUACGUGGGGACGGUAGCCCUCAAUCCCCGGUCAAAACAAGCAAGACGGGAACCGAUCACUUUUACUGACCGGGACCUCCCCGCCACCGGAGAAGAUCACAAUGACCCCCUGGUUAUAACUAUGGACAUGGGUGGAGUCGAUGUCUCCCGGGUACUCGUUGACACGGGAAGUAGUGUCAACGUUUUGUACUUCGAUGCAUUUGAAAAGCUCAAGUUGUGUCGGACACGGCUUGAGCCCUUAAAGACUCCCCUGUCCGGGUUCACCGGGGACUCUGUUGAAGCUGAAGGGUCAAUCCUUCUUACUUGUGAGUUAGGCACAGGGGACCAGGUCGUCCAGAAACAAAUGAGGUUUGUGGUAGUGAACAUCAAAUGUGUUCACAACGCCAUCCUAGGCCGACCUGGAAUAAACAAGGUCCGUGGAGUCAUCUCCAUGGCCUACCUCUGCAUGAAAUUCUAUACCCCGGGCGGUAUAGGACAGAUCAGAGGAGAUCAAAAGAAGGCCCGACAUUGCUACUUGGAGGCCGUAAAGAAAAUGACCAAGGCAUUUGAGAGAGUCACUUUGGUCUCUCAGGAAGAAGAGCGGUCGAAGCUAGAGCCGGGCGAUGAAACCGAGCAGAUUGUUCUCCGAGAAGCCUUCCCAGAAAGAAUGGUACGGAUCGGAAGAGAUCUGCCCGGAGGACUUCGAGAUGAAAUCAUCUCAGUUCUUCGGGAAUAUGCAGAUAUUUUCGCUUGGAGUGUGGCGGACAUGCCGGGCAUUGACCGUUCUGUCAUAUGCCAUCGUUUGGCUGUGAUGGAAGGGAGCCGGCGUGUGAAACAAAAGAAGAGGCACUUGGCGAUCGUCCGUAGGGACUUUGUGAAGAAAGAAGUCAAGGACUUGUUGGCGGUCGGGCACAUACGGGAGUAUGAGGCGUUGGCCGGUGGCCUCAGAUUAGCCCGGACACUCGGAAUAAAAAGGAUGAAGAUCCGUUCCGAUUCGAGUCUAGUGGUUGGACAGGUCAAUGGUGAGAUGGAAGUAAAAGAGGAUCGGCUGGCCCGGUAUAGUGAUCUGGUCCGAGCGCUUCUAAGGGAAUUAGAAGAGUUUCGUCUGACUAGGAUACCCCGGUCGGAAAACGCUGAUGCAGAUAUGCUUUCAAAAUUGACACAAGCCUGCCCGGAGCAUGUGUCGAAGUUGGCGAAAAUUGAGAUCAUGGACGUGCCGAGUACAGACCGGUUUGAAAUCGCGGCUAUCCAACCGGGCCAGAAUUCGGCUACCGGGACAAUCGGAGCAGAUGAUGACUGGAGGCACGAUCUCAUGCAAUAUUUGGAGACCGGUCAGAAACCGGAUGACGAGGAACGGGCCAGGAAGGUGGUCUUGCGGGCUCCCCGUUUUCAGGUAAUCGAUGGUCACUUGUACAAACGUGCCAUCGGUGGACCUCUCUUACGUUGCCUUACCAACCCAGAGGCUGAACAGGUAAUAGCUGAGGUGCAUGAGGGAGUUUGUGCGGCCCAUCAAAUGUCUCGCACUCUGGCUCAAAGGAUAAUAUUGCUUGGCUACUACUGGCCGACCAUUGUGGGGGAUUGUGAGCGGGUGACUUCAAGAAGGGCAACCGGAGAAACUCCAUUUGUGCUCACUUACGGAUGUGAAGCCCGGUUGCCCGUUGAAGCGGAAAUUCCAACAUUUAGAGAAACCAUGUAUCAACCCGGCCAGAACGAGGUCGACCACCUAGCUGAGUUGAAUCUGGUGGAAGAGCGAAGGACCAUAGCAGCUGUUAAGAUGGCCGGUUAUCAGCAGUCGGUAAAGCGGUAUCAUGACAACCGGGUAGGACCGCGAUACUUCCAGGUGCAUGAUGAAGUCUUGCGCAGGAGGGAUGCUAGUAAGCCUAAUGAGAGGGGCAAGCUGGCGCGUAACUAGGAAGGGCCCUAUCGUGUGAAAGCAAUAGUCAGACCGGGCACUUACCAGUUGGAGACUAUGGAAGGUAGCCGGGUCGAACUCUCACCACUUACGUAAAUUUUAUAGAUAAAGUGUAACGGGUUCCUGGCCAUUAAUAAAAGUUCGCUCUUUUC
Cuscuta campestris is the source of this 2135-nucleotide messenger RNA. The record is from the annotation of a GenBank genome assembly. NCBI's taxonomy places the organism in Eukaryota, Viridiplantae, Streptophyta, Magnoliopsida, Solanales, Convolvulaceae.